Dictyostelium purpureum is the source of this 453-nucleotide messenger RNA. RefSeq lists its product as uncharacterized. Lineage: Eukaryota; Evosea; Eumycetozoa; Dictyosteliales; Dictyosteliaceae. The record is from RefSeq and is a predicted model, not a curated record. Bases 1 to 453 code for a protein of 150 amino acids. The transcript has a single exon.
AUGUUUAAUAAAUUAUUAAAAAGAUCAACAACAAAAUUAAAUUUAAAAAAUAAAAAUAAUAAAAAAGAAGAUAAAGAAACAAAGAAAAGAAAUGAAUAUUUGAAAAGUAUAAAUAAUGAUAAAAAGCAAAAUGGCGAAAUAAAAAGAAGCGAAUCAUUUUAUAAAUUAAAAAGAACCUCGUCAAAUAUAGGAAGUGUUAUUUAUAAAUCAAUCGACAAUAUUUCCACCCCAACCAAUAUUAUGUUUUGUAGAAGUACCAGUAGUUAUAAUAUAAUUAGUGAUAAUAACAUAAACACCGAUGUUGACGAAGAUGAUUAUGAUUAUGAUUAUAAUGAUAACGAUAUCAUUAGUAAUCAUAAUAGUAGUAGCCACGAUAUUAAAAAUACAAAAGAAUUCGAAAAAAUCAAAAACUCCAUUUAUGUUUCAAAAAUGUUUAAUUUUUAUUUAUUAUAA